Molecule: messenger RNA, 2112 nt
Organism: Spinacia oleracea (spinach)
Lineage: Eukaryota; Viridiplantae; Streptophyta; Magnoliopsida; Caryophyllales; Amaranthaceae
Product: dof zinc finger protein DOF2.4
Exons: 2
Coding region: 302-1627 (441 amino acids)
Biological process (GO): regulation of DNA-templated transcription
Molecular function (GO): DNA binding; DNA-binding transcription factor activity
Source: RefSeq, a predicted model, not a curated record
CCUUAAUUGUAUAGCUAACUAGCAAAUAAGCUUUCUUCUCCUCUCCCUUUCCAUCUUUGCUUUGCUUUGGUUUGGUUUGCUUUCUCAAAUAUCCUCUCAAUCUGUUUUGGUGGUUUUAUCUUCUUCUCGUAUACUUUGAUUCUCCACCAUAUCCCCCCCAAAUUAAAAGAACCCACCUUCUCUUCUUUCUUCCAUCAACCUUUUAUAAAAGAAAGAACCUAAAUUUUUAAAAAGAUAGAAAGAAAGAAAGAAACAAUUAAAGAUUUCACCCAAAAAUAAAUACCUUAAUAAAAGAGAGACUAUGGUUUUCUCUUCAGUUCCACUCUAUUUAGAUCCUCCCAAUUGGCAACAGCACCCUAAUCAUCAGCAACUUCUCCAAAGUAAUAAUAACAAUGGUUCAGUUGGAAAUAACAACCAUGAUCAUCAAAAUCAUCAACAACAUCUCCUUCAACCACCAUCUAUACCUCAACAUCCCGGCCAAUCUCCGAUGGGGAUGGGUGGUGGUGGUGGCGGAGGACAACUUAUGCGGCCUAACUCGAUGGCGGAAAAAGCACGCCAAGCAAAGAUCCCCCCACCAGAAGCUCCACUAAAGUGUCCGAGGUGUGAUUCUUCAAACACCAAGUUCUGCUACUUCAACAACUAUAGCCUUACACAGCCCCGACACUUUUGCAAGUCGUGUAGGCGGUAUUGGACACGUGGUGGGGCCCUUAGGAACGUUCCUGUGGGUGGUGGUUGUAGGAGGAACAAAAGAUCCUCUAGUAAGUCCUCCGGAGGAGGAGGUGGUGGUGGUGGUGGUAGUGGUUCUUCGUCUUCUAAAUCUUCUCUCUCCUCUCCAACCAGAAUCGGGAUGGUAGGAGGGGAGAGAAUACCUCUACACAUGGAUUUAGUUAGUACAAGUGGUCUUGGCCCUAAUUUCACCGGGCUUCCCUCAGGCGGAGGUGGGUCAGGGGGGAUGUCGUCGUUCAUGGCAUCUUUACAAAACAUAGCUCAAUUAGGGAUGGGAAAUUUAGGUCUGAGUUUUGGUGGGGGCCUCAACACACCUCCUCAUCACCCUCUAGGAGGAUUAGGAGGGUUGUCUGGUGGAGUUGGAAAUGAGCAUCAUCAUCAUCAUCAUCAUCAACAUCAGUUGGAUUUUCCUCAACUAAACCAGAAUUCAGUUAAUAAUCAACAACAAGUACAUCAAUUCCCUAACUUCUUAGGGGGUUUUGAAAUCCCUGGUUCUUCAGCUGGUGCUGGAUUAUACACAUCCUCUUUUCAAAAUGAUCAACAAGGAAUCGACGACGAUGAUGAGCAUCAACAUCAACAUCAACAUCAACAUCAACAUCAAAAUCAACAGAAUGAGAAUGAUGAUCAGGUUAAUAAUCUGCAAAAGAGUUGCCCAUCUACUAUGAUGUCGCAACUCGCACCGGUGAAGACGGAGAGUGAUGCGCAAAGGCUAAAUCUAGCCAAACAAUUCAUGGGAAUUUCAACUUCAGAUCCAAAUAAUAACAACAAUAAUAAUAAUAAUGCAACGGGUCAUCAAUUUUGGGGUGGUAACAUUGGCAACAACAACAACUCAGCUGGUGCUACUAGCAUGUGGACCGAUCUCUCAGGCCUUAACUCUUCUUCCACUAGCCAUCUCUUAUGAAUUUCAUAACUAGGGUACGUUAAGUUGUUGGUCUACUUAAUUAAUUAAAUUGUUUGUCUGACUAAAACUUGGGCUUCUUGGGAAGAAGCUGAUCGAUAUAAUUAAGUCAUUGAUAUAUCCAGCCAAGAUUUUCGAUCGACCGACACGACCGUCAUCACUCUUUCAUCAUGACAACACGAGCUAGGGUUGAGGUUGAGAUGCAUAUCAUUUUGGCGUCUCCCUCUCGCGUACAAUGCCAUGAUGAGUUAAUACUACUACAAGUUAGUACGUGAUCACAUAUACUCUAAGCUCUUUUUAAUGUUCUUACUUUACUUUUCUGUUUUUUUUCCUUCUCUUCCUUCAAUUUCUUGUUGGAUGUAUGGUGCUUGUAUUUUCAUUGUGGGGUGUGUAUCACUUUUAUAUUAAUCCUUCUUAGCUUUGAUGAUAAACUAUUAUUUUAUUAAUUAAUUUAUAAUGUAAACUAACGUAUCUUAUUUACUUCUUCA